UUAAUUCGGUAAUUUAAAAAUAAUUAAGGAAUGAAAAUCCUGAAUAUAGGAAGAUGAGUGAUACUCUAUCUAAAAUAUUAACUGUAAACAAUAAAUUGGUUAACUGUGUCUCUGUGAUACCAGUGGCAUCUACAGGCAUCUGUAGCAUAGCAUUCACAACAGUGAUAUGCUUUGCUGGAAUCCAUACUAUACUCACAUUUCUUAUCUUCAACAUAUAUGAGUAGAGUCCUAAUGCGUCCUUUCCUCACAGAUUAAAUUGCUAUUACGUCAGUACCUUUUGUUUUCACUCAAAGUAAGUGGUCCAGGAAUAUACUUGACGAGAAAAAUGGGUGAGUGUGGUAACAGGCAAACUCGUAAAAUAUAGUGUUUCUAGUUAAAUAAAUGCAGUCAAGACUUUACAUUUUUAUCUAUAACCUUUCACUCACCUAAUUUUUAUCUGAUAUUAUCUUGACCUGAGAAGCAGAAAUCCUAGCACCAUCUGAGAUUUCUUGUCUUUAUCUCUAAAUUCCUUUUCAUUUUCUCUUUGAUUCUUAGAACUGGCUUCUAAAAUGGGUCUAAUAAUAUAUGGCAUUAUUUCUAAACUUAAUAUAGCUUCACACUGUAAAUGACAAUAUAAAACAAGAUACCUUUUGGUUGAAUUGUCUUAUUUCUAAGGAGGAAAACAAAACCUACUUUAAAAAAUAAUGAACUUUGGACCAUAUGGUACAGAAUAGCUUAAACUUUUGCAUCUUUGUGAAGUUCUCACAGUCUUGAAAAUAAAAAGAUACAAUUAUUAUGAACUGAUUUAAUUUUGAAUGGGCAUUUUAUAACAACUUACCACUACUGGUUAGAUAAUAUGCAGGACAAAUGGGAGUUCUUUGAAGUUCACAGAUAAGGAGUUUCAAGGCACAGAUAUCCUUUUUGCUGUGUGCUCACAGUUACUCUAGCUGAUAAACUUUAAUGGGAUAACAUUAUCACAUAACUUUAAAAAACAACAACGUUCCUUUUUCAAAAAGAAUGUAUACACGUUCUUAAAAGGCUCAUUUGAAAACGUAAAAUGUGUUUUGAUGAAAAACAAUAUACUCAUUUCUCAAUCAAGACGCAGGGUGGCGCUGCAGGCUAAGAUUGUGAAAAAGCCCUGAACUCGCUAAUACUUUUGCGUCAGGAGAAGGAAUCAAAAACACAGAGAAAAAGCUUUGAAAGCAGCGCGGAUUGGUAGCAAGAUAUACGUUUAAGAUUAAAAACAAUUGGGUGGCAAUUCCCUCAAUCAAGGAAACAGAACUCGGUAUCUCCAGGCUUUCGCUGUACUGAAAGGAUUCUGGACUUCAACAUGGAGAAGCUAAAGAGAAUUCAACCAAAGAGGCAAGUGAUGGCGUUAAUUUUUAUGAUGGUCUUGUCGGAGGUUCACUCGGAAUCUAUUCGUUACUCGGUACAGGAGGAAACAGAGGGUGGCUACUUCAUAGCGCAUCUGACUAAAGAUUUGGGCAUGGGAACUGGUGAACUGGCAGCCCGGUCAGCCCAGGUGUUGUCCGACGAUUACAAGCAGCAUUUGUUGCUGGAUCCUCAGACUGGAGAUUUGCUUCUGAGGGAAACACUAGACCGAGAGGAGCUAUGUGGCCCCGCUGAACCGUGUGUGCUGCAUUUCCAAGUGUUUCUUGAAAUGCCAGUGCAGUUUUUUCAAGGAGAAUUGUGGAUUCAGGAUAUUAAUGACCAUUCUCCAACGUUUCCUGAUAGGGAAGUGCUCUUGAAAAUACUUGAAAACAGCCAGCCAGGGACAGUAUUUCCCCUACAAUUAGCUGAAGAUUUGGAUGUGGGCAGCAAUGGGCUUCAAAAAUAUACAAUCAGCCCUAAUUCUCAUUUUCACGUUCACACUCGAAAUCAUAGUGAGGGCAAGAAAUUCCCAGACUUGGUACAGGACAAGCCACUGGAUCGGGAGGAGCAGGCUGAGUACAGGUUAACCCUCACGGCUCUGGACGGUGGGUCUCCACCGAGGUCAGGCAGUGUCAUGGUUCGAAUCCUGAUCAUGGACGUCAAUGACAAUGCUCCUGAGUUUGUGCACACCCCCUAUGAGGUGCAGGUCCUGGAGAACUGCCCUUUAAAUUCCCCAAUCCUCAGUGUCUUAGCUAGAGAUAUGGAUGCUGGAAACUUUGGGAGUGUUUCCUAUGGCUUGUUCCAGCCAUCAGAUGAAAUUAAGCAAACUUUCUCAAUCAAUAAAGCCACGGGAGAAAUCCGACUGCAGAAGAAACUGGAUUUUGAGAAAAUUAAGUCUUAUGAUGUGGAAAUUGAGGCCACAGAUGGAGGAGGCCUUUCUGGGAAAGGCACAGUAGUGAUAGAGGUGGUGGACGUGAAUGACAAUGCCCCUGAACUUAGUAUAACUUCGCUGACCAGCUCCAUUCCAGAAAAUGCUCCAGAAACUGUCGUCUCUAUCUUUCGAGUAGGAGACAGAGAUUCUGGAGACAAUGGAAAGAUGAUUUGCUCUAUUCCUGACAAUCUGCCCUUUGUUUUAAAACCGACAUUUUUAAAUUUCUAUACCCUGGUGACAGACGGACCACUGGACAGAGAGACCAGGGCCCAGUACAACAUCACCAUCACCGUCACCGACCUGGGGACGCCCAGGCUCAAAACCCAGCACACCAUCACCGUGCUGGUCUCCGACGUCAACGACAACGCCCCCACCUUCACCCAAAGCUCCUACACCCUCUCGGUGCCCGAGAACAACAGCCCCGCCCUGCACAUCGGCAGCGUCAGCGCCACAGACUCAGACUCGGGCACCAACGCCCAGCUCACCUACUCGCUGCUGCCGCCGCCCCACGACCCGCUCCCGGGCCUCGCCUCGCUCGUGUCCAUCAACGCCGACACCGGCCAGCUGUUCGCGCUGCGGGCGCUGGACUACGAGGCCCUGCGCGCCUUCGAGUUCCGCGUGCGCGCCACCGACCGCGGCGCGCCCCCGCUCAGCGGCCAGGCGCGCGUGCGCGUGCGCGUGCUGGACGCCAACGACAACGCGCCCUUCGUGCUGCACCCGCUGCAGAACGCGUCCGCGCCCUGCACCGAGCUGCUGCCCCGCGCCGCCCAGCCCGGAUACCUGCUCACCAAGGUGGUGGCGGUGGACGCCGACGCGGGCCAGAACGCCUGGCUGUCCUUCCAGCUGCUGCAGGCCAGCGAGCCCGGGCUGUUCAGCGUGUGGGCGCACAGCGGCGAGGUGCGCACCGCCAGGCCGCCGGGCGAGCGCGACGCGCCCAGGCAGCGGCUGCUCGUGCUGGUCAGGGACAACGGCCAGCCGCCGCUGUCGGCCAGCGUCACGCUGCACGUGCUGCUGGUGGACGGCUUCUCGCAGCCGCACCUGCCUGGGCCCGAGGCGGCGGCCGAGCGCGCGCAGGCCGACCCGCUCACCGGCCCCCUGGUGGUGGCGCUGGCCUCGGUGUCGUCGCUCUUCCUGUGCUGGCUGCUGCUCUUCGUGGCGCUGAGGCUGUGCGGGAGGAGCGGGCGGGCCGCGCUGCCUGGCUGCCCUGCGCCCGAGGGCCCCUUUCCGGGCCAGCUGCUGGACGUCAGCGGGGCGGGCACGCUGGCCCACAGCUACCAGUAUGAGGUGUGUCUCACUGGAGACUCUGGGACUGGUGAGUUCAAAUUCCUGAAGCCUCUAUUCCCCAACCUCGCGGAUCUGGAGACUGGGGGAGAACCUAGGGACAACCCCACCUGCAGGAACAGCUCUGUAUUCAGUUAAUUACAGUAUUUGUUAAGUAAAUUUCAUUAAUUAUGGCAAAGUUCCCAUUAUAAUUUUUUCUCUUAAGAAAUUGUGUUGUAAUGUAAACAUUGAAACUACUCUUUCAAAUUUAUUCAUGUUCUUCAGAGCACUGAACUUGUUCCCUGCAUUUUAGUAUUUAGAAUUUUUAUUAGUGCUGGAUAUUAAGGUUUCUCUAGGUAGUUUACAUUCUUUUGGUGAAUAAUCUUUCCACAACUAUGAAUUAUUCAAGUAAUAUAAAAUUUACAGCUUAGUACUUGAAAAUUAGGCAUCUUUGUGCUGCCUGUGCUACAUAAUGAAUCCCAGACCAAUGAAUACUACAUAGUAAGACUCUCACAAAUUUUAUUUUAUUGCACUUAAUGUCUUCUGAAAUUUUUAAAAUUGUUUUCAUACUAUUUGUUUACCAUAUAACCUUUUUCAAGGCUGUUUGAAAUUCUCCAUUUUAUUUUAUUGAUUUUGAAGAUUGAACUCAGGACUUCUUGAAUGUUAAGCAUACAUUCGACUCUUGAUCUAUACUGCACCUGAAAUAUUUUAUGGUUACAGGACAUUACUGGUUGACUGUACUAUCAAAUGAAACCCGCUGAAGUAACAGAAGCAUAAAACUGAGUAUAUUCCUCUCUCUUACACUGAAAGGAAGCAUGCACCUCACUAAAAUAUUAGUACACUAAAAUUGUGAUGUAUUUCUAUUGUGUGCACCACACAUAUGCUAAAGAUUAUCUGUUAUUUGCAUUCUACAUAUCUGGCAUAUUGUAUAUCAUAAAACAAUAUUAAAUUUUAAAAAUAAUUCUUUUAUAAAUGAUAACAUGAUAAGCUUGUAUAGUUUGCGAUCCCUUUUACUAAAACUGGUAGGGGUCUAAACUUAAAGCUCAAUGGCUAAUCAUUUAUGCAUGUAGGCCCUGAGUUCAGUUAGGCACAAAACUAAACCAAAACAAAACCCUGUUAUAUCCCUGCUUUCUUUACCCCAUUAGGGAAAAUACUGAUUAUAUGAAAUAAAUCUUAAAUUCCACUAAAGAGAGAAAUGUUAGGACAUUGUGUAUUUUUUUUUUGGUCCUUAGUUUUGCCCUGUAAAUAGAAGGCUAACUGUAGUGUCUUCAGUUUUCAAGUUGGGUUGGGUUGGGUUGGGUUUUGUGGUGCUGGGAUAUGUAUAGAAUUCCAGAGCCUCAUGUAUGCUAUCCAUGUGUUUUAGUAUUUUGCUACAUCCUCAACCCCAAGUUUAGUUUAUUGUGUGAAUUUCCUUUGGUCUUCCUGAAGUUUUUCCCUGCCUUUCAAACAAGUUCAAAAUUUCUUCCAAAUAUUGGCUGUCCUGUCUCAUUAUGAUCAUAAGUUAAUGUUGGAUUUCUUUUACCUGGUAUGUCUUUGUGUGACCAGAGUUUAUCCACAAAAUAAUGUUUGUUUGAUAUUUAUUCUUUUAUUUUGCUCUUUAGUAUUUUGAGUUAAUUUUUCAAUCAUGCCAAAGUUGCAUUUAUAUGAAAUAUGUAUUGUUUUGUACUUUAAUAGUUUGGAACAGAAACAAACUUAACUGAAUUAUAAUUGUUCUGUGUUGUGUUCAGCAAAUCACAUAUGAUGACCAUGUGAUUUCUAACUAGAAAAUACAUAUGGAUAUAUUACAGGACAACUUUAUUGAGCUUUCCACAGAAAAGGAGCAGUUGAAGAGCUUGCUUUCUAAUCUAAUAUGGUUACUUUUAAAUCUGAAGUAUUGUUCUACUUCAGUUUAAGUACUUGAAUUUUCCCCUGAGUUAUUUUUUUCCUAACUAUAUAAUGAAAUAAAAGGGAAAUUAUUAGCCAGCUGUUGUUCUCAAGAUCUAAUUUUGGCUUUUCCUCAGUUUAAACAUUAAAGCAAGGAAAAGAUAAAAGUGAAAACAAAUACAAACAAAUAUGUGAAAUUUGUGGAAAACAAAGAGUAAAGUUUGUGUUGCUAUGUAAAUAUUAUUGUUUGGGACCUGCCAUUGGGAAAGCUAUAGAUAAUAUACUAAGUUCUCAUUUGAAAAUUCUGCAGGGCUGGGUGCUUAUCAGAACUUCAAAGCACAGUGUGACCUGGCCCAGUACCUAUUUGGAAAAAGGUGAUUUCACUGGAUAGGGCCCCUUAAAGCUAAGAGAGUAGAAGGUGAACUCUCCUUUGAAGAAUAUAAUAUCUUAAUUCUGGGUAGCUUUUUACGUAAAUAUCUCUAACAUUCAGUAAAAAUAAAAGUAAUAGGUUCACAAGGUGUGGUGAUGCAUGCCUAUAGUCCCAGCACUAAGGAGGCUGAGGCAGGAAGAUUGUUGCAAAUUCAAAGCCAGUCAACAAAAUGAGUUCAAGGACAGCUCAGACUGAAUGGUAAGACCCUGUCUUAGAAGGACAAAAAGAAAGAAAAGAAAAAAUAAUAGGUUCAUAUACACAAACUGAACGAUAUGAGUAAAACUGAAAAAUCAUAAUACCAAUGACUUAUAGAUUACUCAGAUACCACAAUUAACUAACAUACAUGUUAAAAUAAAUAUGACAAUGAUUUAAAAAUAAGGAGCAGUAGAUUAGAUCAUGGCAUUGGGAAUUGAAAUUUUAAAAUGGUAAAUCUACAACUGAAAAAUAUAAUAUCUGACACAAAAUGACAUAAAUGAUUAAUGUCAUAAAUGUAAUGAAAUAUAAGACUAGCGAAUAGAAGAUAGAUCAAUCUAAUAAUCCAAGAGAAACACAAGAUACAAUAAUACAAAAUACAAAAAGAACAUUAGUAUCACAAAGAAUAAAUCCAAAAACUGUAGCACACAUGUGCUUGUAAUCUUAGAAGGAUAAAAGAGAAUAAAAGUUGUUAUAAGCAUAUUUGAAGUUAUAGUGAUCGAUAAUUUCCUAAAAUAGACAAAUGUCUUUAAACCUUCAAUAUUCAUCAGUAAGCCUAAUCAGGGUAAAUAUUAAAUAAAACCUACUAUAUCAUAGGAAAAUCUUCAAGACCAAGGCCAAAGAUUAGAAAUCUUAAAAGCAGCACCCUAAAAUGAUACUACUUUUCAAGAGCCUCUAUAUAAGAAAGAGCUAACCUAACAAAAACCAUGAAAUCCAAAUACAAAGAGGUAAUGUCUUUUAAUUACUGAAAGAAAAUUAUUGCCAGACUAGAAUUCUAUUCAACAAACAUACCCUUCAAAAUGAAUUUAUCAGAAAAAUAAAAACUAAGAGAAUUAAUCACUGUCAUACCUUCACUAAAAGAAAUAUUCUUAAUGGAAUUAAUUAGACAGGAAAACAACCCUAAUAGGAUCACAGAACUACCAGAAGAAACAAAAAGUAACUGAAAGGUAAAUGAAAAUUAAUGGUGACAGAAUAUUGAUUAUACUAGGCAAUAACAGCAGUUUGUUAAUUUAAAAUAUAUGUAUGAAGUUUAAAUCAAUAAUAGCUAUAGCUUAAAAGAAAGAGUUUUAAUGUUCAAAAGUUCCAAAAUUCUAAGCUUUAUGUCCUAAGACUAGAAAAAUAAAUUUUCAUUGAAUUAUUUUACAUUAAACAUGCAUGCUACGACACACAUUGUGGUCCAUGCCUGUAAUCCCAGCACUCAGGAGGCUUAAGCAGGAGUAUUGCUGUGAUUUUGAGGCCAGCCUGGACUACAUAAUGAGAUCAAGGCCAGUUUGCACUACAUGAUGAGACUCUAUCUCAAAAAAAGUGCAUGUUGUAAUUUCUUGGGUGCCCACUAACAUAAUAACUACAAAAAUAACUGAAGAGAACUUUUAAAAUAACAAGUAUUUUAAUAAUGCAAAAGAAAACCAAAACUUUAAGGACAUACGGAAAAAUAAUUAGAUGGUAGGUAUAGAUGAAAAGUAUCAGCUAUUACAUUCAUUACAAAUAGAUUAAGUAAUCCAAUUAAACAAUCAAAAUUGUAAGAUUAGAUUUAAGGAAAAGCAAAAUACAUGCUAUCAAAUAAGUAUGUGCAUGUAAGAGAGAGAGAGAGACAGACAGACAGACAGAUGGAGAGAAAGAGAUAACGAAAGAUUGAAAGUUUAAAAUAGAGUUGUAUAAUACAAACACUAGACAAAACAAUUUCAAGGUGGUUAUACUUACAUAAGAUAAAGGAUACAUUAAGAAAAGAUACAUUGCUAAUGAAAACAGAGAUGUUUCAUAAUAAUAAAAAGUAGUAUACCUGAAAUCUUUGAGUUAUUAAUUCAAUACUUCGCCAUAAGAGAACUACUAAGCAUAAAAAAUUGAGUUGGCGAAUACAAAUGCAAGAUAGACAAAUGGCAUUCAUAUUGUAAAGCUUAAUACCCCUGUCCAGAUUCCUGACAGAAUAAGAUAGAACACACACAUGCACAAACAUACCAAAGAAUAUUAAAGACCGAAAAACAUGAACCUCUCAUUCAAUUAAGUUGGCAGGCAUAGUAUUCUAAAACAUUCUUUUACAUACAUGUGGGUUAUUAUCAAGAUUGUCCAAAACCUGGCUCAUAAAGCAAAGUUCAAAUGUAAAAGAAUGAAUUGAAAUGCCUCAGGAUAUUCUUUGACCACAGCAGAAUUAAUGCAAUAUUAAUAUCUAAUAGGACAUUCCCUAAUAUUUCAAAGGUAAACAAUAAAACCCAUGAGUCAAAGAAAUAACACAGAUUUCCAAAUAUUUCCAAACUGGGUAAAAGUUAAGAACUAACAGAUCACAUCAGAACAAAUGGAAUUUUAGUGCAUCCUAAAUGUUCAUAUUAGAACCUUAAAUUCACAUAGAGAUUCAAAAUCAGUGAAGGAAUUUUAAGAGAAUACACAAAGUAAAGCAAAUCAAGUACAAGAGAUGCACAUAGAAAAUAUAAGUAGAAAUAAAUUUCAUGCCAAAUGCAUAUUUUGUAUUAUAGGGAAAACCAGUAAACCAAAAGUUAUUUCUUUGUAAUAAUUAAUACAGUUAGAAACUCUUAGAUAAGUCAAGAAAAAAGACAAAACACCAGUUGCCAAUAUUAGGAGUAAAAAAGGAGCAUAACCACCAAUCCUGCCAGCACUGAAAUAUAAACUUUUAUAAAUAUGAACAAUUUUAUGCUAAGAAAUUUAACAAAUUAUAUAAAAUAUCCUCAUUUUACAAAACCAAAGCAAGAAAAAUAUAAAAUCUGAUUAGGCCUAUCUAUUAAAAACUUUUUAAAUGUUUUUAAAAAAUCUUGCCUCUUUACAGUAGUAAAUUCCAAAUAUUUGUAUAAGUAUUAACAUUGAUAUAUACAAACUCAGAACAGAAAAAUAUAAUUAUUUGCUAAAUCAUUUGGGUGCCAGAAUAAUCUGAACAGGACAUCCAGAUCUGAGUUAGAUCUGAUAAGAAAGGAACAUAAAAGUCAAACUCAUUUAUAAACAUACAUAACAUUUUUCUUUUUAAAAAUAUGCAAAUAUUUGGAUAUAUGUAUAUAAAAGAAAAAUUAUUGAAGAUGGAGUUUAAUUUAGCAGUACAUGGAAGUGUAAUUGAAACUGAAAUUUGAUCAGUGAUCACUAUAUCAACAGAUAUAGGAAAAAUAACAUGUUUACCUCAACAGGGACAGAAAAAGUCAUUUAAUCUAAUUCAUUUAAUUUAAUUUAAUUCAUUACAUAUUAAUGGUAAAAUUACAUAAAAAUGAAAAUGUAAAAAACUUUUAGGUGUCUUUAAGAACUGUUAGUUAACAUUAUCAAUGCCAAACUAUUGAAAACUGUCUUUAAAAACUGAUAGUAAACAUUAUUAAUGCCAAACUAUUGAAAACUCGCCUUUGGAGAUCAAGUAUGAGAUUGCUAUCUAUUCAGGAUUUUACUAUUGAGCCUAACCAGGGGCGAGAAAAGUAAAAGAAAAGGCACAGUGUUUGGAAGGAAAGGAAUAAACAUUUGUUUAAAAAGAUAAAAUCAUGAAUAACUACACAUCUCACAAUUUCUUUGUGAAAAUUGAUCACCUGAAUAUAAAGUUUAAUAGAAAUACAAAGGGACAAUAAUAGACAUUUUUGAAGAAAAAAAUAAAUCUGGAUAUAUCACACCAAGAGCAUGAUCCACAAGAGAAAGAACCCAUAAAAAGAAUUUCACGAAGCUUCUGAUCUAUAAAAAUACAGCCUAGAAAAAUAUUUGCAAAAGAUGUAUUUGAUAAAGAAAACUCUUAUCCAGUAUACUAAAUACAAAGAAUAAUUUUAAAAAUCCCACAUAAAAAUAGAUCAAAGACCUUAACAAAUACCUUCUAAAGAAGAAGAAGCGACUGAAAACAAACAUAUCAAAAGCUGUUCCACAUCAGAUGUAAUGAGGGAAAGCAAAAUUAAAUAAAAAUAUCACUAUACAACUACUAAACAGCCAAUCUGCAGCACCAAACACUGUGGGGAAUAUGGAGCAACAGGAACUCUCUUUCACUCCUGGUGGGACAGAAACAUGGCACUGCCACUUUGAAAGAAAGUUUGACAUUUCAUAUAAAAUUAAACACACUUCCUAUAUGAUUGAGAGUCAGGCUCCUCAGUACUUAGAAAAAGGAAUUAAAACUGAUUUCUAUACAAAAAAAUUUCACAGAGAAUUAAUAGCAGCUUUAUCCAUAACCAUUGAAACUUGGAAAUAGUCAUAAUGACCCUCAGUGGGUGAGUGAAUGAACAAAUUUUUAUACAGACACAUAGCGAGAUAUUCUUACUCAUGCCAAGUUGAAACAGACUAUCAAUGCAUGAAAAGCCACUGAGAAAAUAUAAAUGCAUUUUAUUCUCAGAAAAAGGUUCAAAACAUGAAAAGACUUCAUAUUGUAUGAUUCUUCAUACAACAUAUUGUAUGAUUUCUGAAUAAGGUAGAGGUUUGUACAGAUUUUGGAAUGGGGGAGGAGAUAUAAAUAGAGCAUAGAAAAUUUUUAGUACAGUGAACACAUUCUGAUAGUAUUUUAAAUGUAGCUAUGUCACAAUAAAUUUAUUCAAACUGAUAGAAUGUACAGCACCAAGAGUGAAUCCUAAUUUAAACUAUUAACUUAGUAAUAAAACUGUGCUAAUGUGUGUUCAACAAUCAUUCUUAUGGUGUGGGAGAUUGGUAAUAAGUUUCGUACAUGUGUGUACAUGGGAAAUUUCUGUACAUUGUGAUUAUUUUUCUGUGAACCUAAGACUAUUCUCUAAAAUCAUUAUAUUUUUAAUGAAGGACAUACCUCGCAGAAAAUAAAAUUCAUGAUAAAGUAAA
Cavia porcellus (domestic guinea pig) is the source of this 10769-nucleotide messenger RNA. Its product is annotated as protocadherin beta-4-like. Lineage: Eukaryota; Metazoa; Chordata; Mammalia; Rodentia; Caviidae. The transcript has a single exon. The record is from RefSeq and is a predicted model, not a curated record. Gene Ontology annotation, biological process: homophilic cell-cell adhesion. Gene Ontology annotation, molecular function: calcium ion binding. Gene Ontology annotation, cellular component: plasma membrane. The coding region runs from base 1310 to 3700 and encodes 796 amino acids.